UAUUUGUUAUAAAGCUACCUCUUUUAAGUUCCUGGGGUAGCCCUUAGCAAUUUGUGAUCUGAAGUGGUAGAAACUUUCAACUUUAUUAGAAACUUUCAACCUUAUUUUUAUUUCUACCCUCAACUUACAGAUGUUCUGAGUGAACAGGUAUUUUCUUUUAAAUAAUUCCAUUCUUCCCCAUCCAACAUGUCCCUUGUUGAAUGUGGAGGGUGGUUGUUACCAACACCCAAUGGGAAAGCCCAGAUCUGAAGUGACCUAGCCAACAGCUGAAAAAGCACAGUUCCUGUUUCAAAGCUUUUACCAAAAAAAAUCUCCUGUGGCUUGUGAACAUCUCUCAUUUUGGGUCUCCCUGCAUUUGAUGGAACAUCUAUUUGGUUCUUAAAUGUGGUGCCAAGUGUAAUAUUUAAUAAGGCUGGUAGAAUUUUGCAGAUUUUGACCUCAUUGGAAAUCUUGUUCACUUUGGAAAAAAAAAGGAGGGAGAGCAUAUUAAAAUGCAGCAUGAAGCCCAUGACAUUUUUGAGAGUAACGUUUUCAUUCUGAGAUGGUUAUUUUCUGCAGUAGCCACUGGAAUGACCACAGGAAGUUCUCCCCUCACCAAGAGCUUCCUGUUAUUCUGGAUGUCCACCAGGAGGUUAAAAUAAUCAGGGUGGGGAAAAGUUAUGGAUGUUUACGCAAUUCCCAGCUUGCUCCUAGAGCUUUCAACAGUUAUGACCCUCUUGCCUUUCUUCGCCCUAGACCAGAGCUUCUCAGUCAGGGGUGAUUUUCUGCCCCAAGAGACAUUUGGCAAUGUCUGGAGACAUUUUUGGUAGUCACACCUGAGUUGGUGGUGUGCUACUGGCAUCUAGUGGGUAGAGGCCAGGGAUGCUGCUGAAUAUCCCACAAUGCACAGGUCUCCACCCCCACCCCCAGUUAGGAAUUAUUCGCCCAAAAUAUCAAUAAUGCUGAGGUGGAGAAACUCUGGUCUAGACUUUGAGGACUUGGAAAGACGGUGGUGGUUAGGGCAGCCAUUGGCAGUCUUUUAAUGUGGUCCUGCUCUCUUUAGCCUCUGCUUUCAGUUCCUUCUCUGUGGAGGAGAGCGUGAGAGGAAAUGAUCAUCAUAGCUUCCAUUUAUUGAGUGCCAUGUACUAAGUGCUGGGAUUAUUUAAUCUUCACAAUUAGCCCUACUGACUACACACUCCUUGAGAGCAAGGCCCAUCUCUGUUUCUCUCAUUACUGUACACAUUAUGUCUAGUACAGUGCCUGACACAUGGCAGGCCCUCAAUGUUUGGAUAAAUGGAGUAAUUAUACCUGAUAUAGAUGUGAGGAAAAUGAGGCCUGAAGAGUCCACACAACUAGUGUUAAGUAGCAGAGUCAGAAUUUGAACUGAGCCUCAUGUGACUCCAGCACCAAACCACUGAAUUAUAUCCCUCACUUGCAGCACCAGAGAGGUUUUCUAGUCUCUAAAAUCUCGAGGUUUUCUAGCCUUUUCCCCUCCUGAGGGAGGUGAAAGGAGUUUUAAAAAAUAAGAUUAAAAAAAAACACAAAACACUACCUCUCUGUGAAAACUGAGGUGGAAGAAGGGCCUUAUGGGAGUCCUCUCUGGCUCUGAUAGGAUCACCCCUUGUUCCUGAACAGGGAUUUUUGGCUUUUCAAGUAUUUAUUCUGCACAUGGGGCAACCAAGGCACACAAGUUACAGGAGAAAGUAGUAGUAGAUAGAAAACUGGAGCGUGGCACUGCGGAUCAAGCAUGCUUCAGCUCCUAGGCGCCCGCCGGAAGUCAUUGAGAAAAGGGCUCCCCGGGAGUAGACUCACAGUUAGCUCAAAUCCUUCCCUCCGCGAAGCAAAGCCCAGAGAGCUUCUUAGUCUUUGCAUCUGGGAGGUAGAAGUCGAGCGGGACUACAUCUCCCGGCGGCCAUUGCGGAAUUUGGCAAGGCGCAGGCGCAUUGAAGCGGCGUGCGUACUACGACUCCCGGCGUGCAGUGGGCGGGGAGGGACUACAUUUCCCAGGAGGCAGAGGAAGGGGCGGGAGGGGGCGGGCCGCGGCACUGCUCCCGCCCCUCCCCCGUGCUCCCGCGGAGAGGUAAACAAACCCCGCGCUGGCUGUCUGCUGAGGCGCGGGGGCGGCGGAGCGGUGGGGAGCGCGCGGAACCGCGGCGGGGCUGGCCCGCCCGCCGCCGCACAUGUCCCGGGGCGGUGCCGGAUUGUAGCCGCAUGAGGCGCCUCCUGUCGGCCAGGGAAGGGAGCGCGGAGAGGCCCCUGUCGCCGCCCGCGGUGCCCAUGGAGCAGGUGCGGAUGAUCAACGUGCAGCGCCUGCUGGAGGCGGCCGAGUUUUUGGAGCGCCGCGACCGAGAGUGUGAACAUGGCUACGCCUCAGCGUUCCCCUCCAUGCCGAGCCCCCGGCUGCAGCAUUCAAAGCCCCCACGGAGGUUGAGCCGGGCACAGAAACACAGCAGCGGGAGCAGCAACACCAGCACUGCCAACAGGUCUACACACAAUGAGCUGGAAAAGAAUCGACGAGCUCAUCUUCGCCUGUGUUUAGAACGCUUAAAAGUUCUGAUUCCACUAGGACCAGAUUGCACCAGGCACACAACACUUGGUUUGCUCAACAAAGCCAAAGCACACAUCAAGAAACUUGAAGAAGCUGAAAGGAAGAGCCAGCACCAGCUAGAGAAUUUGGAACGAGAACAGAGAUUUUUAAAGCGGCGACUGGAACAGCUGCAGGGUCCUCAAGAGAUGGAACGAAUACGAAUGGACAGCAUUGGAUCAACUAUUUCUUCAGAUCGUUCUGAUUCAGAGCGAGAGGAGAUUGAAGUGGAUGUUGAAAGCACAGAGUUCUCCCAUGGAGAAGUGGACAAUAUCAGUACCACCAGCAUCAGUGACAUUGAUGACCACAGCAGCCUGCAGAGUAUUGGGAGUGACGAGGGUUACUCCAGUGCCAGUGUCAAACUUUCGUUCACUUCCUAGAACCCAGCAUGACAUAACAGUGCAGGGCACAAUAUUCACUGGGCCAGUUCAAUCCAAACAAUCUCUUAAAUUGGGUUCAUGAUGCAGUCUCCUCUUUAAAGCUAAACAAAGCUAUACUUGAAUGGAAGGGUCAAGAGACCUCUAUUUAAGCAAAUACUUAGCAAAAAGUGGAGCAGAGGCUCCUCAACAGAACAAAUAUUCAUAAUAUUCAUAUCUGAAAAUCAGUUUCUAAUGGCAGCAGAAAACGUGUGUGAAAUUUUCUCGAUUUGAUUUAGUUGAUUUGAAAGAGGACAUUGGAGAUUCCAUCCUCUUUUUCUUUUCUAGUUUGCUCAUACUACAUUGAUUGAGUAGACACAUUUAAGGAUGGGAUUAUGAACCCUUCCUGAGCUUUUUGGUCCUAAAAACAAAAACCAAACCUAUAGUAAUGUGACAAGACAAGAUAAUCAGGCAUUAAUCUUGGAUAGCUAAAGAGCUAUUAAAACUCAAGCCUGGGACAGCUUAUCCUGAAGCCUGUGGAUGAUCAAUUCUUUAAAAAAAAAAAAAAAAAAAAAGCUCAUUUCAUGCUCUGCAAAAGGAGAGACUCCCAUGAAGCCUUUUGAAAGGGAUCAUCAUGCAGCUCAGCUUUCUGUUGGAUUCCAUGCUAAGCAAGCUAACCUUAUCCAGCAUUGUUAGCACUAGGGCACCCAACCGCCAGCUCUACAGUCAGCUGCCCUUAGGCCCUUGGGUCUGUGUGCAUGACACGCUCUGCCACACAGGGCCUGAGUUCGGACUGAGGGGCCAGAAGGAAAAAGCUCCAUGUGCCUCUGUGUCUGCGUGGGCCAGAAGAGCUGGGCACACAGAUUAGCAGGCCAAGGUCUGAGCCAUGGCAGAAUUUUUAUUUCAGAUUUUGAUAACUGUUUGUAUGUGUUGAAAACCAAAAUGACAUCUUUUUAAAGCUUGUCCAUAAAAAACAUAGACGUCUUUUAUAGUGAAAAACACAUGGGAAAAAAUCAUCUAUUUUGAUGCAGCAUUUGAUAAUGAUAAAACACCUCACACCUCACUCUUUAUAGUGCACAAAAUGAAUGAGGUCUGGGCUAAGUAGAAAAAAGGUCAAUGCUGUUUUUGUUUUCUUUUAGAAUCAUUACCUUUUACCAUCUUUUAACCAUCUGAUAUCUAUAGUAGACAUACUAUCAUAGUUAACAUAGUUAAGUUCGGCACUUGUCUCAUUUUAAUGUAAAGAUUUGCUUCCGUUUUCCUACAGGCAGUCUCUCUCCUUCCUCACAAUCCCAUUGUGCAGGUGCUAUUGUUGCUCUUGUCAAUAUUUUCAGAAAUGUUAUUUUAAGUGAAAUUCUAGCCUGCACUUUGAUGUCAUGUGUUCCCUUUUUGUCUUUCAAACUCCCAGGUUCUCCCCUGGCCCUCUCCCUUACCCCAGGAAGCCUUGGAGACCUUACCCUGGCUCUUUGGACUUUGUAUACUUUAAAUAAUUUAACUACCCUUAAUUACUUAAAAAAGAAAAAAAAAAAGCUUUAUGAUUUUCAUAACUUAUUGCUGAUUUUAAUGGGUUAAUUUCAGUCCUGUAGUUUUAUUUUGUUUAGAUAGGGCUGGGCAAGGAAAAAGAAAAUAAAGACAACCAUAUUUAGCAGUGCAGUUGAGUUGUGUGUGUAAUGUUAGACCAUCCUUUGUAAGUAGCACUUUUAACAGCUCUCACUGCUUCUAUAUAUGACGUGAACCAUCUUGGUCAUACAUAAGGCCUCAUCAUAUACUUACUUGUUCUUGUGCUCUUCCCGUGCCUCCAAAAAUAUUUUGUCCUUGACUGUGGUAUGUUUGAGUGGAAGAAAUUCUUUGAAGUAGAUGUGUGAAAAACUGCAUGCCUUUAGAAGCCCAUUAUUAGAACUUGCUACUUCAGGUGCUGGGGACUUAAUGAAAAACAUGAUAAAAGAAAUUCAUUUCUGUGGCCCAGGUAAAUUAUUUCUGGUUUCAUUUAUAAUUACUCCUGGCCAGGUCAAAAUGUUGCUCUAUAUGUUUGCUUAUUUUUGACUUUCCCAAGGGAGACAGUUUGAAGACUCUGCUAACUACCAUGGAAAGUAAAUGGAACCCAGUGACAGAGCUUCCAUUUUGUAAUUCCCAUGGCAUUCACUUGCAUCACUUGCCGAGGGCUGGAAUUUGGGACUUCAUUUAGGUGAACUUGAGGUGCUGCAAUUUUGUCGUAUGUGUACAGGAUGGUGGGCUGGGAAGCCUUUGUCACGAACCCAUAGUACCUAUUUCAACUGCCCCCUAAAUUACUCCUUCCCUGAAUUUGUUUUCCUAGGGGGAAGGGGAUGGAUUGUAUGAUGAAUAAGUAUUAAUUUUUUUUAAAGACAAAUGGACUUUGAAGAUACAAAAAGUUAACUGCAAGAAAUAAAAAUUGUGAAUGAAGAA
Balaenoptera ricei (Rice's whale) is the source of this 5340-nucleotide messenger RNA. It is a transcript of the gene MXI1, whose product is annotated as MAX interactor 1, dimerization protein. The record is from RefSeq and is a predicted model, not a curated record. Bases 2191 to 2943 code for a protein of 250 amino acids. Lineage: Eukaryota; Metazoa; Chordata; Mammalia; Artiodactyla; Balaenopteridae. Gene Ontology annotation, biological process: regulation of transcription by RNA polymerase II. Gene Ontology annotation, molecular function: RNA polymerase II cis-regulatory region sequence-specific DNA binding; protein dimerization activity; DNA-binding transcription factor activity, RNA polymerase II-specific. The transcript is spliced from 6 exons.